Messenger RNA from Vigna unguiculata (cowpea), 1376 nucleotides. RefSeq names its product ethylene-responsive transcription factor RAP2-3-like. Gene Ontology annotation, biological process: regulation of DNA-templated transcription; ethylene-activated signaling pathway. Lineage: Eukaryota; Viridiplantae; Streptophyta; Magnoliopsida; Fabales; Fabaceae. The record is from RefSeq and is a predicted model, not a curated record. Gene Ontology annotation, molecular function: DNA-binding transcription factor activity; DNA binding.
ACAUCAACCACUUUCUUCUCUCUCACUUCCUCAUUUCAUGUCCGUCACGAGACUCACAGUGCCAAUAGUUCUUACUGUAAUCCGAAGAAGAAGAAGAAGAAGAUGUGUGGAGGUGCCAUUAUUUCAGACUUCAUUGGUGUCAAGCGUGACCUCAAAGUCGCCGCGGAGCAACUCUGGUCCGAGCUAGACCCUUUCUCCGACCUCCUCGGCUUCGACACCACGGCCCCCGCCGCCGCCGCUACUUCCAAACGCCAACCACCCUUCCCCGUAGUUUCAGACAAAAAGGUGGAAUCAUGUGCAAAGAAGAAGAAGAGCGUGGGUGCAGGGAAGAAGAGUGAGCGUGCUCGCAAGAACGUGUACAGAGGAAUCAGGCAAAGGCCAUGGGGAAAAUGGGCUGCAGAAAUAAGGGACCCACACAAGGGUGUCCGCGUCUGGCUCGGCACCUUCCCCACCGCCGAGGAAGCCGCCAGAGCCUACGACGCCGCCGCCAUACGCAUCCGUGGUGACAAGGCCAAACUCAACUUCCCCGACGACACUCCGCCACCCUCCAAGAAACGCUGCCUCAGCCCCGACCUCCCCCAACAGAGCAGCUCCUCUUCCACCGCACCACCGCCUUCCGCCGUCUCCUACGGCGGAGACAGCAGCGGAGGAGAGGAACUCGACCUCAAGCAACUUGAACUCUUUCUUGGCUUAGAGAAUGAGCAGCCUCUGCCCAACAAUGGUGUCGUGUGGGACAACGGUUACAUUAUGGAUGACUUGUGGAUGCUCGACGACGUCGUUGUGGCCAACCGUAACGUAGUUUAUUAGAGGAGAAUAAAUAAUAACAUGUUUAGAUAAAUGUUUUCCUUAAAAACUUGUAGUAGAAGAAAUAAUAAAAAUAAAAUAAAAAUUGAGUUUUUUCUCACAAAUUAAAAUCGGCUUAUGUAAGUUUUAUUCUCUAUCUUUUUAAAAUUAAAAUACAUAAGUUGGUUUUAACGUGUGAUUAAAUCUCGAUUUAAAUUUUUAUUGUUUUCUUCUCUUUCGGGUUUUUAUAGGAAAUAUUAUCGAACAUGUGGGGUGUUUUCUAUAAUAAUUUGUAUAAAACUAUGUUUGUGUGUUUUGUUCUAGUUUAUGUUGUUUUGUCCCUUCUUCGCUAGCUUUGGACGGUCGAAUGUUUGAAAAAUUAGGUUCACCGUAUUAGCGGGAAGAUUAUCGUGUAUUAUGAUUCUAAAUAAAGGUAAGUUAGGGCGUAUUAGUGUUUAUGUCGUGCAUGUUUAUAUGUAUUGUUGGUGUUGUAAAUAAUAUUAAUGGCAUUAUUAUAUGGUGCCACUUUGUCGUUUUCUGCAAACCUAGAUUAUGAUUCUGGUGCAUGAAUCUGAUGUCUACUUUGUGGACCA